UUAUCUCUCCUUUCUCUUGUGCCUCUCAGGGUGUUUCAAAGAUGACCGUAUUGUAUUCUGGACUUGGAUGUUUUCAACAUAUUUCAUGGAGAAGUGGGCCCCCCGGCAGGACGACAUGCUCUUCUAUGUCCGUCGGAAACUGUCCUAUGUCAGUGGGGAGAGUACAGAGGGGAAAAAGCAGGUUGAAGUUGAAGUUUAUCGGAGAGAUUCUAAGAAGCUUCCUGGCCUGGGAGACCCCGACAUUGACUGGGAAGAGAGUGUUUACUUGAACCUCAUCCUGCAGAAGCUCGAUUAUGUGGUGACCUGUGCUGUGUGCACACGCUCUGAUGGAGGAGAUAUUCAUAUUCACAAAAAGAAGUCUCAGCAAGUGUUUGCGUCUCCGAGCAAACACCCAAUGGACAGUAAAGGAGAGGAGUCAAAGAUCAGCUACCCCAAUAUAUUCUUCAUGAUUGACAGUUUUGAGGAGGUUUUCAGUGACAUGACUGUGGGAGAAGGAGAAAUGGUGUGUGUGGAGCUAGUGGCCAGUGAUAAAAGCAACACCUUUCAAGGGGUGAUUUUCCAGGGGUCCAUCCGCUAUGAAGCACUCAAGAAAGUCUAUGACAACAGGGUGAGUGUUGCAGCUAAGAUGGCUCAGAGAAUGUCCUUUGGCUUUUAUAAGUACAACAACAUGGAGUUUGUCCGAAUGAAAGGACCACAGGGAAAAGGACAUGCAGAGAUGGCAGUGAGCAGAGUUUCCACUGGUGACACUUCACCAUAUGGGACAGAAGAAGAUUCAAAUCCAGACUCCCCAGUGCAUGAGAGAGUUACUUCUUUCAGCACACCACCAACCCCAGAACGUAACAACCGCCCAUCCUUCUUCUCCCCAUCCCUCAAGAGAAAAGUGCCCCGAAAUCGAAUUGCUGAGAUGAAAAAAUCCCAUUCAGCAAACGACAGUGAGGAGUUCUUCAGAGAUGAUGAUGGUGGAGAUCUGCACAAUGCGACAAAUCUCCGGUCGCGGUCCCUGUCUGGAACAGGACGCUCCCUGGUGGGCUCGUGGCUGAAGCUGAACAGAACAGAUGAAAACUUUCUACUCUAUGCACACUUAACAUACAUCACUUUGCCAUUGCAUCGAAUUUUAACAGAUAUCCUGGAAGUGCGGCAGAAACCAAUCCUGAUGACAUAGCAGAGAGCGGGCACUGCCUUGGAGCCUUGUUGCCAAGUGCCUA
Ficedula albicollis (Collared flycatcher) is the source of this 1205-nucleotide messenger RNA. Its product is annotated as KIAA0930 ortholog. The transcript has 9 exons. Lineage: Eukaryota; Metazoa; Chordata; Aves; Passeriformes; Muscicapidae. The record is from RefSeq and is a predicted model, not a curated record. Bases 68 to 1162 code for a protein of 364 amino acids.